GCUCCUGUGGUUUGUGGUAUCUUGGCUGUGGUGGAGUUUGCGUGCAGUGUUGUUGUGUUAGGUGCUCGGCCGCGGUUCGCGAUAGAAAAUUUCUUCCACCUUGUGCCUCGACCGGCCGAUAUUCGACCUGUCCCGGCUCAGACGCCUAGAGCGUUCCCCAAACGCUCUGUGCAAUCGUCUUCUCGGUGUUUUUCCUUCGCCCACGGACCUCUCUCGAACGUUGGUUGGAGACGUGUGUGUGUUGUGUCGGCCGCAAGUAGUGCUUUUCACUACGUCGUCGCUGUUGCCGUGUUGGUAUUCCGCCUGUACACCUUGUCGACGUGCGGGCAGGCUUCACGGUGCACCGCCUCGCAGAGUGAUUCGACGUGCGUCGCCGAUUGAAUUAUGAUACAAUCGCCGGUUUCAGUAGAGUGAUCCGGAAGCGUGGCAUGGAUGCCAGGCAGCGAUGGACAAGUUUGCAGUGGAUCUAGACAAAGUGCUCGACGAGCUCGAGCAACGCGAAGGCUUGUUGUCGGAGAGGCUUCCAGAGACGCAGCAUCAUGCUUUUGAAGUGCCUAGACCAGCAGCAGCCCAGGCGAUACCCAAGUGUCGUGGAGACGUGCCGCAUCAAAAUGGGGACCACAGUGGCAUGCCUACGCCGGUGCUACCGUCGGCCAAUGCCCAAGGAAUAACAGACUCGAAGAAGCCAAAUGGCAAUGACACAACUAACAGCAAAGCUUCCUUUUGGGAUGACGGCCCAGUGACUUUACUGAGUGCGCCCUCGGCAUCGCUGUAUUCUGAGAAAGGUGUCAGGGACACUUCUGUGCAUGUGCCUACAAGUGCUGCGCCGUCCGCCCCUUCGACUGUGUCGGCCGGUCAUCUAGAAGAAUGCGCAGACUCUUCAGGUGCGCGUAGCAGUGGUCAAAAUGCAUCUGUUCCUGCUCAAGUCGACGUUCCCGAUCGGACUGGCUGCGUAGGAGACUCAUUUGAGGCACCUGUCUACUCUGCUGCAGAGCUGCCACCUUUAGUGGCUCCUAGCAGCAACAGUGUUUCAAGUGCCCUUGGCCUACCUGUUGUUUCCUCAGCUGAUGGUUGUAGAAACAGUGAUAACGGUGCACCGUACAAUGGUCCAGUGAGUGGUUGUGGCAAUGAAGUGAGAUUGGCAACAAACUCUGCAGCUAGACAGUUACAUGCGGAUCCAAGAACGUUGCCCGCUGCAUCUGAAGCAGUUGCAAAUAGGGUAUCUGAUGACGGUGCUUUCAGUGAAGUGCUUCCAAAGAAUUCAAUUCCCCGAGACAGCUUUCAGUACCCUGAUUUGCUUUCAUCGAGCCCCAUCAGAGAGUCUGCAGCAGACACCAGUACUGAGCCACUACAGAAGCUUAUUAGCUUGUCUCCUGACGAUGCCAAGGCCCCUGCUGCGAAUGGCACGGAACUGCUCCCACAUGAUGGCUCAACAAAGAGCAAUGAAACAAAAUAUGAUGCUUCUUUAUUGCUUGACAGUGAACAUUGUCCUGCUGAUGUUGACCCUGACAAGGUUUCUAGUAGUUCCAGAAAAGAAAACACUGACUUGGGAUCUAGCAAACUGCCAUAUUUACAGGCAGUUUCCCCUUCUCUGGAAAGACCUAAAUCUUUAUUAGAGCAGCUGGAGAUAUUGCCACCAAGCGUGAAACAGCUGAAAGUACCACAUGUCCCGCACAGCACACUUCUCAGGAACCUGCUCCAGAAGCUCAGGAUCAAGCAGUUCAUGCAAUUGUGUCUGAAGGUCCCAGUAGUAAUUUAUGUGUGCAGGAGAACCACAAAACUGAUAAUGCUAGUUCCCUGCAGCCUUCAAGAGGAAAUGAAGUGCCUGGCUGCGAUGCAGAGUUGCUUGUCCCAUCUACAGACCAUGCCAACGCUCUUGCCCCUCACUGAGCCGCAAGUUUGCACGCAACCUUCCCCAGCACGAGACUCCAUUAAAGAUGCCGACACAUCGUCAACAUCACCAUCCGAAACUUCAUCCGCAUUGCCUGCAACUCCACCUGCUUCCCCACCAAAGGUGCGCACACCCGAUCCUGGGAUGCUUUCCUACUCCCCGCCACGGUCGUCAUCUGCUCCUCCCGGUGCAUUGCCUGCGUCUCCGGUCAGAGUGUCGUCUGCCUCGUCGUCACCGGUGUCGUCUGCUUCGACGGGCCCGUCGACGGACGUGCCCGACGACGUCUCACAACCCGAGGGCGCCCCCGCGUAUCCCUUUGGGGACGAGGCGACCGUGAUAACGGAGGCCCGCUCCCUGGACGAAGACACCGUCGUUGGGUUCGACACUGCCCCCGACGUCACCGAUGAGGAGCUCGACCGAUUGCUGCAGGAAGAAGAAGGGGACGAAGGCGAGCGUAGCUUCCUGCCGCCGCUAAGCGAGGAGGAGCAGAUGCUGGGCAAAGUGAAGCCCUUCUGGAUCCCUGACGAGGAGGCACCCUCAUGCAUGCUGUGCUUCGGGCGCUUCACGGUGCUCAAGCGCCGGCACCACUGCCGAGCCUGCGGAAAGGUGCUGUGUUCCUCGUGUUGCAACCAGAAGGCACCACUUCCCUGCCUGGAGAACCGGGAAGGCCGUGUUUGCCUUCCCUGCCUCACCAUUCUACAGAGGGUGGCUGCUGUCGAGCGGCUUGGCGGUCCAAGCCCAGCCAAUCCAGCGGCCUACUGUUCAAGGGGACCACCCCCACUGCAUGGAGCAGCGCAGUCCCCACCCCUCACGGUCCUUGUUCCCGUGCUACGACGGGGACCGCGGCCAGAUGGAGAGGCCCCCAAGCAGGUGAUGUUCUCAGAUGGAAUACGACCCGGCGGUGACUUGUCUGAUGAAGUGAUGCCUUCGGCGAUGCCGGCCCCACCUCGGGAGCUGGGCUGCCGGGAUGGGCCUGCCGAAAGCCUGCUUCAAGAACGUCGAGUGGUGCUGUCAGACAUUGAGGGCUCCCUACCGCCUGUGGCACUCAGCGUGUCACAGCGAGAUCUGAAGCUUGAAAAUGAGAAUGACCUAAUGAUUGUACUCCAAGAUCCCAAUGUGGAGCCUGUGGCAUUUGCACUUACCAGGAACUUGCACGUGCUGGUCAAGAUUGUCACAGUGGAGUGUGGCAGGAAGCGGCAGUGCUGGAACUUCAGCAGCCGCGGCCUGUGUGCCCUGGGCCUGGACGAGGUGGUGUUCCUGCUGGAGCGAAAUCCGGGGGAAUCGCAGCUCCCGCGGGACGCCCUGCGGCUCUUUGCAACCCUUCAAGGCAUCGGCGCCACGGGCGGCCACCGGCCGGUGGGAGUGGUGCCCCCCGGAGUGACAACGCCGCCGACCGUGGGGGCGUUCCAGUGCCUGCCCUUUCCCGAAGGAGUGCUCGGCAGCAGUGACCAUGGUGGAUUCCUCCUGCUGCCCCACAUGGGACAGUGCUUGGACGGACUUGUCCUUCCCCGACCUCCGUGGCUGUGCGCCGUCCUGCUCCAGCGGAUGGAACUGCCCUGGGCACGACUACUGCCGCUUCGGCUUCUGCUGAGGCUCGGAGCCGAAUUUGAAGCGUACCCAUACCCAAUGGUCAGCGUUCGUGGACGUCGCUCUGUAUAUUCUGAAAUCGGGCACACCAUUAUGACAGUCCUUCUGGAUUUCCGCAACUUCCAGUACCAGCUGGCCAACCUGUCGGGGCUUCUGGUGCACCUGGAGGGGCGGCAGACAAUGGUGCGGGUUCCACGAAACCGAUACGAUGCCCUGGUGCGCGUCUUGGACGGCAACGAGCACGUGCUUGCCCUGGCGGCAAACAUGAGCCCCAAGGCAGAUGCCCACCUCGUCUGUGUACAGGCACCUGAAGGGGGCACUUACCACUCUCAGGCAAUCCAGCCUGUCCUUUUGUUGGCCAGGCACGUCCCUGGCAGCUCCGUGGAAUGCACGGGGGCGUCGUUCGUGGUGUUCAGCGGGGCCCUCAAGGGUCCGGGGGAAGCCAAGCACAGCGUCGUGGAAGACGGCGUGCUGGUCCAGCUUUCGCCAGCCAGCAUGGGAAGCCUGCGGACGGCACUGCGCGCCAUGCGUGACUGGCACGUUCCGGCAGUUCCUGCGUCGCCUGGCGAAGACGCUGGCCACAUCGCUGUCAUCUGGACAGAGGACGACCAGCCGAAGAAUACCGGGGUACGAAGCCCUAUAGAUGGUCGCAGCCUGGAGGGCGUUACUGGUGUGCGCCUGCGUGGUUUCUCCGACUUCUGCGCUCGGGGCCUGUGUCUUCGGUGGACGGAGUUCUUUCUCCUUUCCUGCGACAGCGGACCAACGUGGGGCGGAUGUGAGGACCCCCAGCGCGCUGCCGAAGGUCUGGCUCGAGCCUUCUGCGAGGCGCUGCUGCCGCACCUGACCCUGCUGCAACCCCUGUCUCCGCUUGGCCUUCGCGCGCAGCUGGGUCCCGAUCAAGUCGGCUACGAAGCCGGUGCACAGAAUCAGCCACUACCGGUUGUUUGCCAGGAGCCGUUGGACUGCGCUUUGGUGCCCUUGCUUACUGGCCCACAGGAGCCCAUGCACCUCGAGAUGCUUUUCCAUGUCAUCUACCAGUGAAGAGACUCGAAAUGCUGGCAAGGACUCAACCAUAUGAGGAAUAUGCGCAAACCUACGUUUCUCUAACUCCAUCAGCGAGCCCGUCCGUAGGGAACUGCAUCAAGACCGUUACGGAACAUACUGACUAUGCAGGUAGUUUAUGCUGUGCUGGUUUCGACAAUGACCCACGGUGUCGAGCAUGUGUGGCUUCCAGUUCGUCACCUGCAUUCGGUUUCGCUUUCGUCGAGCCUCUGGAAUUUCGUGAAGUCAGCCGUGCAGUGAGAAGCUUUCUGAGAAGUGCUGCGAAACGACUUUGCAUCUGAUCCUCGAGUGGAAUCGAAACAGCUACGUUUGCGACACUUUUCCAUAGCCCACUAUUGCGGGAAAAGUUUUGCAUGCCACUUUUCAGAAGCCUGGUCGUUCCUAUGAACUGUUGCGAAGCUUGGAGAGCUUGUCGUCUGUGCCACUUUCUUCUUUUGCAGAGUGUGUGGUAUUCUGAUUUUAUCCUGAGCGUUGCUUGCUACAAAGCUUUUGGAAACAAAGAGAGAGGGAGGAUCCACUGCUGCCAAAUCAGCAUUGUAGUCCUCUUCGUUAACUCUUCAACUCUCUUGUGGCACAUGACGGGGCUCUGUCGACUCAGCUUUCCUGGCCCAGACGCAGUGACACGAGCUUCUUAUGUUCUCCACUGCGAGAUAAGCACAGACAGACGCUGUUUGUCUUGGAGGCUUAUGCCUCCAUCAGUUAACUGGACCAUGACCACUACACUCACUCUUGCUACACUUCAACAACCAUGAGCAUGUGCUGUAAUAGAUCGCUCAGUAUCAAGCAGUCUGUUAUGCCUUUUGCUGCGUGGUACUAACUACUUGUUUAUGCGAUUGUCUGCUGAGUUUACCAGUUGUACUCUCUUAAAGCUUGGCACAUUUUUAAGGUGUUGGUGUUGCCGAUAUUGAUUCUAAUGCAUGCAGCUUUAGGCUGUACUGUUCGCUUCGGUAACGGCUUCAGGUGUAAUAAUUGUAACAGAAAGGAGGGAUCGGUGUCUGACGUGCUGUGUGUCAAGUUGCUUCAUCACAUACUUUGUUUACAAGUAGCAACUGCCACAAAAAUUAGGUGCUGUGCAUCUAUUUGCAGUCUUUGAACAUGUUGACUAUGGUAUGAAGUGAUGUGCCCUUACAAAAGCUUUCCAGGCUGUCAUUGCUCAGUGAUUUGUGGUAGACUAGAUUGUACGGCACGAAAGCUGGCCUGGUAGAAUAUUAGUGACAGUCCGUGUCACUGUCUCCACGUCGAUUUCGCCUUGCUCGCUUGAGUGGUUGUUUUUAAAAAGAUCUUCAUUUCUUUCUGUACAGAGUCGACCAUAAUUUUGGUUUGCUUUUGGUUUUGAGCAUGUAGCAACUUUCUUAGUGCAGUUCCAGCUUGAUUGUAUCGUAACUGCUUGCAAGAAGGACUGAGGGAGCAUUUUUAUACUAUUUUUUCUCCCAUAAAGCUAAAAGCAUGCACCAUUCAGUGCUGCCAAAUGAUGGCAGAGAAUCAGUGAUAGCUGCUGAAAGACCUCUUAGGCACAUUAGGCAGCCAGAGUUGCUGUGGCGCAUAGUGCAAGGGAUAGAUAAACAUCUCGUUUAGACAUUAUGACACCAUGGUUAUCCUGGUCGCUUGGACUGAUGUAUUUUGUAUUUGUACAGGUAUUGUGCAUGCGUGCUUUUGCUACAGUGCAGUUUCACAAUUCUGGCGACUUGCAUUAUAACCGGUUCACACUGUACAGAACCUGACAUUUGCUUGAUGUACUAUACAGCGUUGUGGUUUGUACUCGACAUGUCAAGGUACUACUGCUGAAAAGGUAACGAGGAAGAUCGAACUUGCCAGUCUUUGUGAUCGGCAUCAAGGUGGUGCAUUUGCUCGUUGGAAGCAGCUGCUUGAUUUUCUCUCUGCUUUUACAAUUGCAAAAGCUCUUUUACAACAAGUAACUCUUUACAUCUGUGGCCUCGAUGCCGGCGUCAUUUCACGUUUGUAUGGGUCCUGGCACGUAAAGUAAAUGACCAAUAUUACUAGGAGUGCAUUGCCUUUAACCUUCGGUUGAUAAUGUGUCUAGCGCGCUAACACAGAACUUACUUAGGCCGAACUUUGUGAACAACGGCAUAGAGACAGCUGUGGUUCACGGGUGCCUAUGGUUGCAAUGAGUUGCCCUUUGCGUUAUUCAGCUGAUUUCUGGUGUGUGUGUGUCUGAUUCAUGUGUGCUGUUCCACACACAUGAAUCACUGCUGGGAAGCCACUGGAACAACCUGAAUGUUAAGGUUACUGUACAAAUUCAGUUUACUCUAGACACGUGUCACUGUCAUGGGAAUGAAUACGAGCUGCUUGUCUGUAGUAUCUAUGUCAGUUGCAUGCUGUGUAAUUUAAUGAUGACUUUUAUGCGAAGUUUAAACGGAACCCCGCCAGUUUGCGCUUAUUCUACUUGGAGCUUAUGUAUAAACUGUUUUCAGCACUUGAAAAACAAAGCCGGCGUAUGAGAGGUGUGUGCAAUAUCGCUCGCGUGUGUUGUUGCUUUGAUGGAAAGAGUAACAUUGUACAUGUGUCUUAACUGUUUAUAAUUUCUCUCGUGAUGGUAUGUCUUCUCUUUCUACAAGAAGAAUAUUAGUGGCUAGCCAAAAUUACUUAUUAAGCUGCAUGUAGAUAUGAAGGCAUGCUCAACAGAGUGUUAAAGGUUGUGGUAUGCCCAAGCAUUUGUGUGUCUGUUCUAGGAUUAUUAAUAAACUUUUAGGUGAUCCUAAAAAAUUGCUGUCUGUGCCUCUGUUUGAAUCGGCGGCUGAUAAGUGUUAUGGUCGGCUCCAUUUUUAUCUUCUUAAUUGUGUGCCUUGGUUAUUUCAUAGAGGAGUGUAGAUGGUUGGUGCCUCAUUGAGGAUGUGUCGUUUAGAGUAAGUCAUUAGUAAUGUCCGUGCGACAGCGUGUUGCUGUUUGACCAGCCGCCUUUGAAAGGCACGGGCCUUUAGCAUUGGCCUGUGGACUGUCACAUUUGCUGGUGCUUUGCUUGCACGAGUUUGCAUGAACGUGGACUUUAAUGGCUAUGCCAUGAUUGCCUCUCUUGUGAGGUGCGUCUGCGAUAUAUAUUCAGUGCAAUUCAAUAUGGUGUCACGUGGUUUCAGAACCCCAAUAAAUGAGUUGCUUUUACUGUUA
Rhipicephalus microplus (southern cattle tick) is the source of this 7663-nucleotide messenger RNA. RefSeq names its product Smad anchor for receptor activation (gene Sara). The record is from RefSeq and is a predicted model, not a curated record. Gene Ontology annotation, biological process: endosomal transport. Lineage: Eukaryota; Metazoa; Arthropoda; Arachnida; Ixodida; Ixodidae. Gene Ontology annotation, cellular component: early endosome membrane. Gene Ontology annotation, molecular function: metal ion binding.